GUCAUUCUGCUGCUGCGCACUCCCGCAGCAGGAGGGGUGCGUUUAGAGGCGGACGGAAAGAAAAAAAAGAAAGGGGGGGGACGUUAGGGAAAGGAGCGCCUGGGCAGCACUGCAACAGCUGCAGCGGGAGCAAAGGAAGAAAGAGGAGGUUGCAGGAUUGCUGCAAGAAGGAACCUUUUUUCAUGCAGGAUUUCUUUGUGAGAGGAAGGUUGCAGCGCGGAACCUCAUUUUUCUUCCUUGUCCGUUGAUGCUCAAUUCUCCGCUCCCAUGCCGGAGGCAUGCAUGGGAGGAGUGUGAAAGGAAGGGAAGGAGAUUUCAAGAUGGAUAGCUCCAGAGCGUACAGUCAAGGAGAUGGCAAAGGACUUGGCUUUGGGGCCAAGAGGCCUAAAUCCGGGGUGCCUCAGAGUACCCAGCGGGGUGAACUUAAGGUUUACCGGGCAGGUAGCUCCGAGGGCAGGCUGCCCGUGGCCUCCAGCCUCCGCAAGCAGAGAUCCAUGACCAACCUGGCCGUACUCACCGACGCCGAGAAGAAGUUGCACCUCUACGAGUGGUGCGAUGACAUGGCCAAGUCCGGGGUGGGUGGUUUGAGGAAGACGGGCAAGCCGACGGGCAAGAUGCCAGGCGGUGGCGGCGGCGCCCCGCUUUCUCGUAACCUCUCCAAGUCGGAGCACUCCCUCUUCCAAGGCAAACCCAAGCCCUUUGCCCCUCUGGCGGCGCCGUCAGCUCUCGGCAAGCAAAGCCGGAUCCCUCGCGCUCCGUACGCGGAGGUGAAGCCCCUCAGCAAGGCCCCCGAGGAUGGAAGGUCAGAUGAUGAGAUCCUCUCCAGCAAGGCCAAGGCAGCCGCCAAGAAGCCGGGAGCCGGAGGGGAUUCUGGCUCCAAGGGUCAGGGGGAAGAAGAUGGGGACAAGCCCUUCUUGAAGGUGGACCCCGAACUUGUGGUGACAGUGCUGGGCGACUUGGAGCAGCUGCUCUUCAGCCAGAUGUUAGAUCCCGAGUCGCAGAGAAAGCGCACGGUACAGAACGUCCUUGACCUCCGUCAGAAUUUGGAGGACACCAUGUCAAGUCUCCGGGGCUCCCAACUCAGCCACAGCUGCGUGGACAGCAGCAACGUGGGCUACGACAGCGACGACACCAACGCCCGCAGUAUGUCCAGCCUGUCCAACCGCUCUUCACCGCUGUCAUGGCGCCACGGGCAAGCUAGCCCUCGGCUCCAGGCGGGCGAAGCCCCGUCCUCUGCGGCUGGCGGUUACCAGGGAGCUAAGAUCUCCUCCCCGUACGUCGCCCAGACCAUGCCAGCUCCCUGCUCGGGCAGGCUGAGUGGGAAUUCGCGUAUAGAUCUUCUGGAUGAAGGAGAGCUCAAGUCUGGUUACCUGAGCGACAGUGACCUUCUGGGCAAAAGCCUCCAGGAUGAUGACGACAACCUCACUAACGGCUGGGAUGAAAGCAGCUCCAUCAGCAGCGGGCUCAGCGACGGUGACGGCGAGGUUUCGGACAACUUGAGCUCAGAAGAGUUCAACGCCAGCUCGUCCCUCAACUCUCUUCCAAACACGCCACUGGGAUCUAGACGCAACUCUUCCGUCAUGCUCCGAACCGAUGCAGAGAAGCGCUCUUUGGUGGAGAGCGGACUGUCCUGGUACAGCGAAGACGGCAAGGCGGGCCGCAAGACGGACACCAGCGGCUACGACACGGGCAGUCUGAAAACGGAAGCGCCGAGCAAGUGGAGGAAGAAGCCGCCCGGUUUCAGCGACGAGCUGAGCGUCAAAGGAGAAGCCAGGAAGCCUCAAAGUUUGGGAGCGCCGGGAAGCUUUAAGAAGAGUCGGAAUCCUCCGGUGGGGGUCACCUCCCCCAUCACCCACACCUCGCAGAGUAUGCUGAGAGUGGCAGCAGCAAAAAAUGACAAGCCGCAGGACAAAUCCAAGAUUUCCAUCAAGACGGCAGGUCUCCAACGCUCGCGUUCUGACGCCGGCCGGGAUCAUCACAUGGAGACCCGAAAGCCCCCGUCUGGUUUAGUCAAACCCUCGAGCGGAGCCUCCUUUGGCUACAAGAGAACGCCUGCAGCCACCGGUACGGCCACGGUGCUGACAGCAGGGGGCGCCACCAUCUCCACUGGCUCUGCUACUGUGGGGAAAAUUCCAAAGUCCUCAGGCAUGUCGAUGAAGCCCGUGGGGUUGGGAGCGACUUCUGGCCGCAAGAACAGCUUUGAUGCCAGCGGCGAGCCCAGCUUCCUGGGGCCCAAUGCCCGGAAUAGCAUCCAGUACCGAAGCCUGCCUCGACCCGCCAAGUCCAGCACGCUCAGCGUCAUCGGUCGCCCCGCAUCCCGACCCGUCAGCGGCACUAUAGACCCGAGCCUGCUGACCCUGAAGCCCGUCACCGUGGCCUCGGCAAACCCCAGGGUGAAAGACCCUACCAGUUGCAAAAUGUCAAAUCGGACGAUGGUUGUCCCGGUGAACCAGACCGACCGGGAGAAGGAGAAAGCCAGGGCUAAAGCCGUGUGUGCCGACAUCGACAUAGACUGUGCUUCCCUGAAAGGAGUCCAGGUUCCCUCAGAGUCCUCGCGAGAAUCUUUGGUGAAACUGCACGGCCUGAGACGGACCAGCAGUAGCAAAUAUCCUGAACUUUCAUCGCCCACCACGCCAAGGAUGUUAGCCAAGUCUUUGGGGCGUCCACCCAGCCUGGCUCAUCUGGACAAAGUCAACUCCAACAGUUUGGACUCCUGCGUGACCAUUCAGGACCUCCCUCCCAAAGUCCCCCCUUACUCCAAGCUCCAGGACCUGGCUUCCUCCCACUCAGCAACCCGUCUGACGCCUAGCCCGGCGCCGGUGCUGCACAUCGACUCUCCCGGCUCGUAUACGAGCGACAGCCUGGGGGGAUCGCCCCUGCUAUAUCCCAAACUGUCAAGUAUGCACCGCAGCAUGGAAUCGCUGCCCCUGCAAAUGAGCGUGCCCUCUCGAUCCCGGUUUAGCAGCAAAGAGUCGAUGGAUAACGAGAGGGGAGUUGGGACGUGGGGCGCGGGGAGCAGGACGUCUCUCAACCUUUCCGAAGGGUUGCAGAGCGAGAGGAACACCUUGCCAAAGAAAGGCUUAGAACGCUGCAGCUCAAGCUUGUCGGAGAACGACGGCAUGAAACCGGGGCGCCGCCACUCGCACAACGAGCCCGACAGCCCACCUCAGCUGCCGUCACCCACCCGCACCAUCCACCUCUUGUCCGCCACCAAAGCUCCUCUCACCAACGUGGUUGCACCGAUUUCUUCUUCGGGCACCCCGAGGAUAUCCCGCUCCAAUAGCAUCGGGCCUCCCGGUGAGCACGAGCUCUACGGCUCCUCCCCGUUGGGCAGCACCAUGUCGCUGGCAGACCGACCCAAAAGCAUGAUGCGCUCCGGCUCUUUCCGCGAACCGGCAGAUGAUGUACACGGCUCUGUGCUCUCCUUAGCUUCCAAUGCUUCAUCCAGCUACUCCUCCUCGCAAAUCCGCAAACUACGGCGCGAGCUGGAAUCUUCGCAGGAGAAAGUUGCCGACUUGACCAUGCAGCUGUCUGCCAACGCUAAUCUGGUCGCAGCUUUUGAACAGAGCCUGGCACUGAUGACAGCUCGCCUGCAGACCUUGUCAGCUUCUUCUGAUCAGAAGGAUUCUGAGCUGAACGACCUGAAGGACACCAUUGAGAUUCUGAAGACCAAAAACACUGAGGCUCAGGAUAUCAUUCAUGAUGCUCUCAAUAAUUCCGAAAUCGUGUCAAAAGAACUGCAGAUAAAUCGUCAGAACUCAUCAGAAAGCCUCUCCAGCCUCGCCAGCAACACCAGCCACUCGAGCAUGGGCAGUCUCAAGGAGAUGGAGGCCAAGAAGAAGAAGAAGAAGAGCUGGUUACGCAGCUCGUUCAACAAGGCUUUCAAGAAGGGUGCUAAGCCAACAGGGCCCUAUGACGACAUUGAGGAAAUUGCCACCCCGGAAUCGUCUGUACCACCUUCACCUAAAGUCGACCGUGAUGGGCCUGAUCCUCCGCCAUCGUCCAUGAAAGCCUCAACCUCCGUUUCAUCAUCUGGGCUGUGUGAGGGAAGCGAGGCGGCGGAUGACAAGGUUGUGUCUGACCUUCGCUCGGAACUGUGGGAGAAGGAGCGGAAACUUACCGAUAUCCGACUGGAGGCUUUAUCCUCUGCCCAUCAGCUGGAACAGCUGCAGGAGACCAUGACCAACAUGCAGAAGACAGUGACCAAUCUCAAGGUGGAGAACGACCAACUGAAAACAAGUAGCCUGUCUUCCUGCCCAUCUUCUGGACCCUCCACUUCCGUCUCCCAGUCCUCAGGUCUCACUUCUCUUGCCAACUUAUCACCACGACAUUCUGUUGCGGUGCGGGAUGCCCGAAGAACCAGCACAGAUUCCAUGGAUUACACCAGCCUAUCGUCGCAGCGAGAUGACCACCGUGUCAGGGUGGUGGCUUGCGUUGCAGAUUUGCACGUCUUCAAAGAUGAGGUGAAACAACAGAACUUCUUCCUCGGUACCGUCAGGGUGAACGGCAGGAUGGACUGGCCCAUGCUGGACUCUGCCGUCAGUCAGGCUUUCAAGGUUUAUGUUGCUAAAGUGGACCCCACCUCCAGUCUUGGCCUUUCAACGGACUCCAUUUACAGCUAUAGCAUGGGUCACAUCAAAAGGGUACUGGGAGGAGAGGCGCCAGAGACGCAGCCCUCUCGUUGCAUGUCCCGAGGUCCCACCAGUAUCACUUUGGCUCUCAAAGGUUUAAAGGAGAAGUGUGUGGACAGCCUCGUGUUUGACACUCUGAUACCUAAACCCAUGAUGCAACACUACAUCAGCCUAUUGCUCAAACACCGCAGACUCAUCCUGUCCGGACCGAGCGGAACGGGCAAGACGUACCUGGCCUCGCGGCUGGCCGAGUACCUGGUGGACCGAAGUGCCCGCGAAGUCUCCGACGGCAUCGUGGUGACCUUCAAUAUGCAUCGUCAGUCCUGCAAGGAUCUGCAGCUUUAUCUUUUGAACUUGGCCAAUCAAAUAGACAGAGAAACCAGCUCUUCAGAAAAUCCUUUGGUCAUCAUCGUGGACGAUAUUCACGAUCCGGCUUCUGUCAGCGAAUUAGUCAACGGAGCGCUGACGUGCAAGUAUCACAAAUGUCCGUACAUCAUUGGAACAAGCAAUCAGCCAGUGAAGAUGACGGCAAACCACAGCCUACAUCUCAGUUUCAGGAUGGUGACCUUCUCCAACAAUGUGGAGCCCGCCAACGGCUUCCUGGUACGCUACUUGCACAGGAAGCUGAUGGAGUCCGAGGACGAGCGAAACCUGACCAACGAGGACCUGGUCCGUGUGCUGGAUUGGGUUCCCAAACUCUGGUAUCAUCUGCAUACCUUCCUGGAGAAACACAGCACGUCAGACUUUCUCAUUGGCCCGUGCUUUUUCCUGUCUUGUCCGGUCACGGUGGACGAGUUCCGGUCGUGGUUCAUUGAUCUUUGGAACCAUUCUAUUAUUCCCUAUUUGCAAGAGGGAGCCAAGGAUGGCAUCAAGCUCCACGGUCAGAAAGCAGUAUGGGAGGACCCCGUGGAGUGGGUGAGGGGCACACUGCCUUGGCCUUCUGCCCAGCAGGAUCAGGCCAAGCUGUUCCACCUUCCACCCCCGAGCAUCGGCUCCAGUAGCCCCGGUCAGGCUGACGAGGAAAAAUCCCGCAAGGAGACCACGCCCAGCUCAACAGAAUCUGAUCCGUUGAUGGCAAUGCUUUUGAAACUUCAAGAGGCUGCCAAUUACAUCGAAUCACCGGACAAAGACGACCCCAGCCUGCCAAGACUGUGAACAAGUUCACAAAACACUCGAAGUUACUCGUCUGCUGUGAUGAAAGUGGACUGUGCAUUCGGGAACGCUCAGACAAAAUCGUAGUUGUAAGAUCAUUUCGAAGCAUCAUUCCUACAAUGUAAAAAUCAUACGAUAGUAUUUGUAGCAGUAGAUGGAGUUGUAAUAAAUAUAUACAGGGGGUCCAUAGUUUACAACAGAUUUCCAUUCCUACCAUGGCUAAUUAACCCAUAUGAAUAUUCAAAAUGCAACUGUAGUCUAUCAUUGUGUAUUGGGACCAUUUAAAUCAAAGACCCCCUGUAUAUCUGUAUUGACAUGAUUCACUUCAGGUCCCUUGUCCACCUCUUUGCCCUCAGUCCUCUUCUUAGUAGAUUGGUGCUAAUCGACCCAAACCACUUCAGGUGAUGCCAAAACCAGCACACCCUCGCAUCGCAGCACAGUGCGGGAAUACAUUGUGCUUGUCCACUGAAGCUGUUCUGAAAUUCAGUGCAGAGGUUUAAAAAAAAAAAAAAAAAAGAGUAUGACAGCACAGUGGAAGUUGCUGAAGUUCAUAUCUGCUGCUUCUGUCUCUCGAAGCCAAAUGUGACGCAUUAUGCAAUCCCUUGACUUCCCAACGUGUGCAGGUGAAAAACAAAAAACAAAGAUGCCUUAAAGAAGAAAAAAACUUCAUUGGUGCUUACGUCAGCUUAGCUCCCUUAGCUUUCGAUUGACUAUCAUUUUCUGCUCCUCAUCCUUAGUUUGAACUCGCACGUUCAUAUUUAUAAGGUAGAAAAUGUUGCUGUCAUACUCUUUUUUUUUUUUUCCCCUUCUCUAUCUCUGCAACUCUUCUAGCACUUUUUCAUUUUAGCUGCUUAACUUCAAAACUCAUACAAGGUCACCUCUGCUGCCAUGUACAGUAUAAACUAGCAGGUAUUACGUUCACAAUAAUUCCACCAGCAGGAGGAAAAUGAUGACACCGUUUGAUUCCAUUUUCUAAAAACUCAACACAAGGAACGUUAGCGCCACACAGAAUUAAACAUUGUGAACAAUAGAAAGAUGACUGGCAAAUGUUUGAACUAUUUCUAAAAGGUUCAAAUCAACUGUAUUAGUCUUAAAAUUUCAAAACAACUAAACUGUACUCAACAAUUACUGUACUGCAUUUAAAAAAAGUUUACUCCACUGUAAAGUGAUUCUUUUACUACACUUUGAAGCCACUUGCAUAGAUAUAGCUGUGUUUCUGUGUGGCACUAAUGAUGACAUACUGUAUGUGUGUGUAACCCGAAACCAUUGUCCCAAAUGAUGUCUAUAGGUACGGAUGAUUGUCAUAAAGGAAACAAAUGAAUUAGCCAUUAAGAAGAGAAGCAGCUGAUGAGAAUGACUCUAAAGCUACCUGUAGCCAUUUCAUCGUCUAAUCACGUCAUGCACUUCACCAGGAGAAUCUUGAAAAAAAAUAAAUAAACGUUGCGUAUUAUCGACAUUUCGGUACGUUUGGUGCUUUUUAACGUUGUUUGCUGUGGAAUAUCCCGCAACGAUUCAGGGUAGGUUGACCAGAUUGUUAACGUUAAAUCGAUUUUUUUAGAGUAACCUUUUCAGAGACACCUACGACAUUGUACCAUGUGUAUGAUCAUGUCCAUGUUGCGGUAUUUGCAAAUGGCCCCAAAAUCAGAAUCAUUUUGAGGUGCUUCGUCUAUUUAUUUUUUGGUGCGUAUAAUAUAGAUUGUCUCUACAAUGGUAAAUGACUGUAUUACAUAAAGCACGAUACACACAUAGUGGGCUUAAAUGAUGUGUGUACCCCGCUUUAAGGAUGUGAUGUUGAAUGAAUUUAUUGUGUACUGAAAUCCCAUCAAUGAAUGUCCAGCCACCGUUCCAUAAAUUAGAUGUAAAGUUAAAAUACAAAGAGGAAUUUCACUCAAAAUAUGAGCUUUACAUUUUUUUUUUUGUAAAUAUGUUGGCCUUUUACCCUUAAAAAAAAUAAGAUACUCCCUGCCCCCAGUCAAAUGCAUUUCAUCUGAUGGACUGGUUGUUGUGCUUGUCUAUGUGUAGUAGCCGUGACUGGUUUUGUAUGGGGACUAUACAGCAACUUAAUUCGGGAGUGAAGGGAUAACCCGCUGAGCCUUAAACUGAUGGUUACGUCAGGGGUGUUGUGUUGGAAACAGGGUAAAGCGAUCUAGUCUGAAAUAAUGGUUAAGAUCUCCAUUUCAAAUUGAACCUUUAAUUCUAAAAUGGUUGACAGAAGCAUUUCGAAUGGGUCGAAGCCCAAAAAAACAGAUGGAGGCCUACAGGUUGCUGUAUAGUCAUAUUUUUGGAGAAAGUCGUCAUUGACUGAACAGUAAAUAUCGGAGCAAAAAAGGAAAAAAAGAAAAAAUGUUAUGAGAUUUCUUGAAAUGUUAAGGAUUAUCCUGUGUUGUAAAUGCAUGUAAACUUGCUUUGUGACGAAAAGGAAGGUCAUUUGUUUUCUUUCUAUGACUCCGAUAUUUGAUAUUUCUUCUUCUUUUCUAAGAAUCCUUUAUAAAGGUUGAGUUCUCUAUUUUAUACAAAACGUCAUUGUAAAGAUUGUAAAUACGGCAGCGUUCUGGAUGCUUGGCAGAGAAAAGGGUUUGGAUUCAAAAAAGCGCUCGGUUGGCUCCACACCGCACAUCCACCAUCCAACCCAACCCAACCGUACAACCAACCACUGUUUGUUCAAAUCAAUAAAAUACAUGUUAUAUUUCA
Messenger RNA from Syngnathus typhle (broad-nosed pipefish), 8474 nucleotides. It is a transcript of the gene nav1b, whose product is annotated as neuron navigator 1b. The transcript has 28 exons. The coding region runs from base 279 to 5786 and encodes 1835 amino acids. Gene Ontology annotation, molecular function: ATP binding; ATP hydrolysis activity. Gene Ontology annotation, biological process: nervous system development; neurogenesis; neuron migration. The record is from RefSeq and is a predicted model, not a curated record. Lineage: Eukaryota; Metazoa; Chordata; Actinopteri; Syngnathiformes; Syngnathidae. Gene Ontology annotation, cellular component: microtubule cytoskeleton; axon initial segment.